AUGCCUUCAACACGCACUUAUCAUUCGAUCUCGCGCUCUCUCAACAAUGCGUCACUAGCCAUGCCUUCCCUCGCUAGAGCCUCUCGCAUUCCUACCCCUCAAUGUGCUUCGGUAGCCCGAAUUCCCAUCGCUACCGCCCGCAGCAUACCUCGCCCUGUCAAUUCGCUUUCGGUAGCCCGCAAAUACAUCCCUACCGUCCAGCGUGCCCGCCCAUCGACAACUGUUGCUUCCAUGGCUUCCUCUUUCGCCGCCAUGUCCAUCAGCAAGCCCGCCAAUCAGGCCAUCGCAUCACCCAGUGCGCCCAAGCCUACGUCGUCUCUUCCUAGUGUCGCCGUCCCUUGCAGCAAGCUUGCCUCUGACCGUAUCCAAGCUCGCCGACAACGGAUCGUCGCCAACCUACAGGCCUCAAGGAAGAGACCUACCGCUCCGGCAUCGAUCCCUAAAUCCUCGUCAAUGCCGUCCCGAGCAGUGCCGUCAGCCGUCACCACUCCGGCAUCGAUCCCUCAAUCCUCGUCGAUGCCGUCCCGAGCAGUGCCGCCAGCCGUCACCACUCCGGCAUCGAUCCCUCAAUCCUCGUCGAUGCCGUCUCGAGCAGUGCCGCUAGCCGUCAUCACUCCGGUAUCGAUACUCAAAUCCUCUUCGAAACCGUCUCGAGUCAUUCCAGCACCUCCGGUCAACGCCCUAGCAUCAACUCUCACAUCCUCGUGGAUGCCGUCACGCUCUCGCAAACCCCGUGGCACGAAGCCCUACUGCGAGGGUCGACCUGGGUGCCUGGACGAAGACGGCAACCGGCCUCAGGCAGACUACCAGCCACUUUUCUACUUCGGCCUCAGGUGUAAAUGCCACCCUACAGAAGGGGACAUUCCAGCCCAACACAAGAUAGGUCCCCGCCUGUGGAAGACCACACCAGCCGAAGCAGACGUUGAUCCAAAAAGACCAAGGAUCGUUCGGUUUGCGGACAAUCUUGUCCAGUCGACCAGAACGUUCCGACCUUGGUACAACAAAACUUGGCCGUCCCCUGAGCAAUCCUCGGACGAUACAACCGAAGCAGAAGACGACGCCGCCAUCAGCGCCAUGGACACUCCGCCAGCGGUAGAAGUCAACAGCAAUCUUCUACCUGGCAGCUCAGACUUCCAGAGCACCUGGCAGACGCUGAUGGACGAAGGAUUUCCUGAUGACGACGAACACUUCUCCUAG
This is a messenger RNA of Letharia columbiana, 1197 nucleotides long. RefSeq lists its product as uncharacterized. The record is from RefSeq and is a predicted model, not a curated record. NCBI's taxonomy places the organism in Eukaryota, Fungi, Ascomycota, Lecanoromycetes, Lecanorales, Parmeliaceae. Bases 1 to 1197 code for a protein of 398 amino acids. The transcript has a single exon.